AUGUUGGAGCAGUCCUUACUGGACAAGGACAAAUUGAUUGCCAGUUUGCGUCACCAGCUCGCAACUGUGGGGGAUCGAGCCAGCACCAUCGCAGGGGAGAAAAGCCUGCAGCAGAGACUGGCGGCCGCUGAGGCCGUGAGGCGUGCUCUCGAGGGCCAAGUUGAGGAGCUGCUGGAUGAGAAGCGGUACUCGAGUGCCAAGGAAGGGCGAUCCUCGCAACCCCCGGUUCAGAGCGCGCCCCAGCAUGACGUCAACCAGCUCAGUGGCCGGUGCGCAGCCCUCACGGCGGAGCUCAAGCGACUCCAGAGCGAAUGUGCGACCCAAACGGCAGAGUACGGACAGAGGAUGCUGGAGAUGGAGGAGAACUGCCACCGUAAAGUUGCCGACCUGCGUAAAGGUCACGAGGCGACCGUCCUAGAGUUGCAGGCGGACUUCGCGGUUCGGAUAAGCAAGGCGGAGCAGGACGCUGCGAACCGGUUGCGAGAUGCUGAAGCUCUCCUGGAAAGGAAGCGUCAGGAGAUGGAGCAAGCAUACGAAGACAAGUUGCGCGUGCGGGACGGCGAGAGGGUUCGUUUGAUUGAGCAGUUGAACGGGUGCACCGCCACUUGUCGUCAGCUGGAAGAGCGGCAGGUGUACUUGACGAAUAGGGUACGCGAGCUCGAGUCGCUUCUUGCGUGUGCAAGCCAGCAGGAAGUGUGUGACAUGAUGGAGGAACGCCUUGUCAAGCUCAGCGGUUUGGUGCGGACGAAGGAGGACGAGAAUGCGGCUCUCAGGCAGGAGCUAGAGGUUGGUUCAUUCUCCGCUAUUUUUUGGAGUGACCGCGUUCAUCGUCCAGUUGCAACGGCAGGGCUCCUUCUUACCCUAUGA
This is a messenger RNA of Klebsormidium nitens, 867 nucleotides long. The record is from the annotation of a GenBank genome assembly. Lineage: Eukaryota; Viridiplantae; Streptophyta; Klebsormidiophyceae; Klebsormidiales; Klebsormidiaceae.